CAAGAUACAUUCUCGCGUAUUUUCUAUUCGCUCUCACAUAUUUUCACGAUACUUACGUCAGUUUUUCCGAAUCAUCGGCUCUUCCAACCCAUCGGUUCCCCCAAACGACUUUUCCGGCGAUCAUGUUUCCACCAGUGCGCGCAGAAUUAUCAAUUUCACGGCAGUUCCCGUGACACUAAUCGAGACUCAUCGCGGUCGUUAUCAUAUUAUCGUAUUCGUUUUUAUGGAUAAUUUUGCUACCAGUCGCCGGCGAGGCCGAGGCAGGACGACCGCCGUACUUCACGUUCUCCAGCGGCAUUCCCACGGCCAAGGCGAUCCUGUCUCUCACGGUACUACAUCUUCAGCGUUUAGCGAUCACAGAACCAUAAAAAUACAGUCUACAAAUAAUCCACUGGAAACACAUUUCACCAGUAAUCAGAUCAUAACGCACAAAUACACGCUAUGGAACUUUAUCCCAAAGAACCUCUUCGAGCAGUUUCGGCGAGUAGCGAAUUUUUAUUUUCUACUGACGCUAAUAAUCGCGAUUGCGAUAGAAUCACCUAUCUCACCGGUAACCAGUGCCUUACCUUUGACGUUUGUCAUUCUGGUAACCGCAUGCAAACAGGGAUACGAAGAUUAUCUACGCUACAGAUCGGAUCAACAAGAUAAUCGGAGAUUAGUUACUGUUAUCCGCAAUAAAUGUACACAGAAUAUAUAUUGCGAGCAAAUAGUAGUAGGUGAUCUUGUCAAAGUUUCUCGAGAAGAAGACGUGCCAUGCGAUAUCGUUCUUCUUUAUAGCGAGACGCCGAAAUGUUGCUUCGUUACAACAUCCAAUCUCGACGGCGAAACAAAUUUAAAGACGUUACAAGUCCCAAAAGUGGUCGCGAAAAUGCCGCUCUCGGACAUUGUGACUACGGAAGCAACGAUUACCUGCCAACAUCCCUUGGCCAAUCUCUACACUUUCCAUGGCAAGCUCGAAAUCAACAAUGACAGCGGCGAGCCGAUCAGCGGGCAUCUGACGAUAGAUAAUCUUCUACUUCGUGGAUCCAGGCUGAAAGACACCGAAUAUGUAGUUGGCUGUGCAAUCUACACCGGACAAGACACGAAACUCUCACUCAAUUCGAAGAUAGUCAGCAAUAAAUUCUCAACCGCCGAGAAAUCCAUCAACAAGUAUCUCAUUGUAUACAUCACGAUACUUUUGGUUGAAGUGUUAGUUUGCACUGCGCUGAAGCUGUACAUUGAAUCCUAUAAAGAUUGGGACGGUUACUUAGGCCCAAGCCCUAACAUCACUUUUUCCACGUUGAUCACGGAUAUCCUGAGCUUUCUUAUCUUGUUCAAUUACAUCGUACCGAUAUCAUUGUACGUUACCAUCGAACUGCAAAAGUUCCUCGGCUCCUUUUUCUUCGCCUGGGAUUUGGAUAUGUACGACGAAGCCAAAGAUCAGCCAGCAUUCGCCAACACUUCCGACCUGAACGAAGAGCUCGGUCAAGUUGAAUAUUUAUUCACCGACAAGACCGGCACGCUCACUGAAAAUCUAAUGGUGUUUAGACGCUGCUCGAUCAAUGGGAAAGUGUACAUGGAGAAGGAUUGCGACGGAUCUCUUUAUUCAUUGCCACCGAGUGGAAAUAAAGAGGAGGCCGUCAAAUUGUCGUCGUGGCAGGCAGACAUUUGGCACUUCAUGAUAAGCAUUUCGUUGUGCCACGUGGUCCAGAUCGCACCGCCCAGUCGACGUCCCGAGGUAAUCGCCAAACGCACGCUGUUCCGCGAAAGUUUCAGGCUAAAAAAAAUCAAGAGGCUCAACAGCUCGCUGAUGAUGCAUCCGGAUUUACCUGAGUAUCAGGCAGCAUCGGCAGACGAGAAGGCGUUGGUAGAAGCGAGUGCCAGGUGCGGUGUUAUUUUCCAAAAGGAUACUAGCGAUGAGAUACACAUUAAAAUUAACGAGAAUGUGUUGAUUUUCAAAAAGCUCGAAAUAUUGGAGUUCACUUCAGAACGGAAGAGAAUGUCAGUAAUAGUGAAAGACACCGCGGGUGAUAUCUGGCUAUAUUGCAAGGGUGCGGAUUCAGCUGUUCUUCCAUUGAUCGUCGAAGGAAACCUUCAGGAAACUGCCCUUCAUGUCACUGACUUCUCUAUGAGAGGUUUGCGAACGCUGGUAGUGGCGUACAAAAAACUAGAUCAAUUCGAGUAUGAAAGACUUUUGCAAAAUAUCGAGCAAGCCAGGCAGAUAAUUGGCGCGGAAAGAGCGGCGUGUAUGACACACGCGUACAAUCUCAUGGAGAGUGGACUUACUCUGCUCGGAGUAACCGCGGUAGAAGAUCGGCUGCAGGAUGAUGUGCAAGAGACUUUAGAGUGUCUACGAGUAGCCGGUAUCAAAAUAUGGGUGCUCACCGGAGAUAAAGCGGAGACCGCGGAGAACAUCGCCUUCCUCUGUGGUCAUUUCAAGAAAGGUACUGAGGUUUUAAGACUGAUGAACGAGACUUCGGAGCAAUCCUGCUUUCUGAUCCUUACAACUUUCGAACGAAAAGUAAAACUUGAACCGUACAAGCAGUACGGACUGAUAAUAGACGGUAUGAGCAUGACGUCAACGUUGCGAAAUUGCCCGGAACUAUUAAAAUCCGUCGGAAUGGCGUGCGAAGCGGUUGUCUGCUGCAGACUAACGCCUUUACAAAAGAGCGAAAUCGUGCACCUGAUAAAAACCGCACGGAGUCGUCCACACACCGCAGCCAUCGGCGAUGGCGGUAACGACGUCUCCAUGAUACAAGAAGCGCACGUGGGCAUCGGAAUACUGGGGAAGGAAGGUCGCUAUGCCUCGAUGUCCGCCGACUUCGCGUUCACCAAGUUCAUGUUCCUGAAGAAGGCGUUGCUAGUACACGGGCACUGGUAUUACCUGCGCGUCAGCACCCUAAUGCAGUACUUCUUCUACAAGAAUGUAGUCUUCAUAACACCGCAGGUCCUGUUUAGCCUGCACAACGGUUUCUCCACGCAGGAACUCUACGACGGUAUCUUCCUGAUGGGCUUCAAUUUGGUCACGGCGCUGCCGGUGCUACUAUAUGGAUUGCUGGAGCAGAAUUAUAGCGCGGAGGUGCUCUUGCGAAAUCCGUACUUGUAUAAACUGAAUAAGAAUAAUUAUUUAAUGUCUAGGCAACAAUUCAUGAUAUGGUUGUUACUAGGAUUAUGGAGCACGUGCGUGACGUAUUUUGUAGUGUACGCGAUCACGUACAUCAAUCCCGUUUAUUUAUAUGACAAUACGCCGGUUGGACAGUGGACUUUUGGCACAUGCAUUUUUCACCUAGUUACUUUGCUGGUAAACCUGCAGAUAUUGUUACGAAGUUCAUAUUGGACAUGGCCGUUGGUACUGAGUGUAGUAUUAUCCGAAAUAGUAUUUAUCUUAGGCACGUUUUUGUAUUCGAUCAUACAUGUAAAAUACGAUGGCGACAUAUUAGGAGUUUUCCAACAAUUAUUUCUGUCGCCCAUAUUCUGGUUACUUACCCUAUUUAUUGUCGUUAUUUGCUUGCUACCCGAAUAUUUAUUCCUCACGUAUAACACUUACCGACCAUUGACAAUUCUGCGGAGAAACGAGGAAUCCCCGCAAAUUAUUUCUGACGACGACGGUGGAUACAGUUCCUCACGUACAAUGAGAAACCGCAUCUUUCCAUGGCGAGGUAGUCUUUCGCUGCAAAAAAAUUAUUAAUAGAAAAACUGCUAGAAAUAUCGCUGCCAGGAGCUUUUCAAGAUAAGCCACACGAAUGAAGCACUCUAGUGAUUCGUUUCUCGAACAGUACCUUAAAUGAUACACUUCCUGUAGUGAUGUAACUUAUGCUGCCACGAGUGACACAAUUGACUGUGUGUACUAUUGUCAAAUGUGUUUAAUCCUGUCAACUGAGAUUACAUGUUCUUCACGAUUCAUUAGACAAUGUCGCAAUUAGAUUGCCAAUGCUAAUCACAUGUGAGUAUACACGUAGAUUUACGUUGACAUGCCUCUAGUUACUAUUUGUGAAACGAGUCAUUUAUAAAGCACGAACUGUGAUGAAAGAAUUCUUUCUUUGUCGAUAAAUGUUGCAUAUUCACAUACCAUGUAUAAAGUUUUCUCUUAAUUUUAUGUGUAUAUGAGAAUUGUACAAUUGCGUAGUCGAAUUGCGAGUUGAGUGUGCUGUAUGAUUAAUACGUACAUAUGUAUGUUUGAUAUUUAAUAUAUUUAAACAAUAACUUUUCUAUUUAAAGUGAAUAUUUUAAAUACGU
Ooceraea biroi (clonal raider ant) is the source of this 4215-nucleotide messenger RNA. RefSeq names its product probable phospholipid-transporting ATPase IF. Gene Ontology annotation, cellular component: endoplasmic reticulum; plasma membrane. The record is from RefSeq and is a predicted model, not a curated record. Gene Ontology annotation, biological process: phospholipid translocation. NCBI's taxonomy places the organism in Eukaryota, Metazoa, Arthropoda, Insecta, Hymenoptera, Formicidae. Gene Ontology annotation, molecular function: magnesium ion binding; ATP hydrolysis activity; ATP binding.